CGAGAGAAAAUAUUAAUCAAUAAUUUUUAAUUAUUAUAGGUUAUUCGAAGGAACUAUAAUUUUUUCAGCGUAAUGAAGUCGCAGCGGCAGUGCAACGCGUCACGUGUUAUUCCCGGCUUGAAUUGAACAUAUCAACAUGUGUUUAUUCUUGCGUUGGCAGUGCUGUUGCAAGAUGGCUGUAAUUGAUAAAAGUUAUAACGAUUUUGAUCUUUGUUUCCCUUGAAUUAAAGAAUCUGUAAUUAAAUACGCCAACUUUUGCUAUCAUGCAAGAAGAUUGUCACGAGAAAAUCAUCAGCCAACUUAAUAAAACGCAUAUGGAGUUGAAAAUCAGACUCGAACAAGUGUCGAAACUGAGGAUUGAUUGCGCGAAGAUGCAGCUGGAAUUAUUGAAACUCUAUAAGCCGCAGUGCUUGGAGGUACUGGAAAUGCUGUUGACAAUUUCUACACCUGGAAAUUUCUCCGACGGCAUCGUCAGCGACGACGACAAUCGCGACGGAUCACUCAACAACGAGGGUAGCGAAGUGCUUCGCGCGAAUGAAGACGUAUCGAGGAAAUCUACGACGUAACACAACUGUAUAGGACGAAAUCAGAAUCCAAUUGAGAUAAAAAGUUCUUUGAAUUCAGUAUUAUAGUAUUAGAAAUUAGAGUAAAAUUACACAGAAAGGUGAGAAACGUUGUAAAGAAGUUGCAAAAUAAAAAAAAAAUUCGUGGAAUUUAAAAUAAUUAGAAGGAAUAAAAUAAUAGUUAGUAAUA
Messenger RNA from Linepithema humile (Argentine ant), 753 nucleotides. The record is from RefSeq and is a predicted model, not a curated record. NCBI's taxonomy places the organism in Eukaryota, Metazoa, Arthropoda, Insecta, Hymenoptera, Formicidae.